This is a messenger RNA of Prunus mume (Japanese apricot), 1811 nucleotides long. RefSeq names its product protein ELC-like. Gene Ontology annotation, biological process: endosome to lysosome transport; protein modification process; protein transport. Gene Ontology annotation, molecular function: ubiquitin binding. NCBI's taxonomy places the organism in Eukaryota, Viridiplantae, Streptophyta, Magnoliopsida, Rosales, Rosaceae. Gene Ontology annotation, cellular component: ESCRT I complex. The record is from RefSeq and is a predicted model, not a curated record.
AAAAAAGUAAAGAUCGCUUGGGUGUCCGGAGAUAUUUUUGAGCGUUCAGAGACUUUGCGCACCAGUUCUGAAAGGGAAGGUCAGCAACACGCUCACACGCCAGUCUCAACUCAACACGGCACGCUCACAAUCCCUUUUCCGCGAAGCAAACUAACAAACAAACAAAUCCCCCAAUUUCAAAUCAACAAUCAAAAUCCUCUCUCUCUCUCUCUCUCUCUCUCUCUCUCUCUCUCAAUCUGAAAUCUCCAUUUUCCCGACCCGAAUAGCGAUGGUUCCGCCGGCCAGUCCAACCCCAGCGAACCCGCAACUGAUUCAGCAGUUCCUGAGCUCAGUCCUCUCGCAGCGCGGCCCCUCGUCCCUCCCUUACUCCGAAGACACCAAAUGGCACAUCCGCAACCACCUCGUCUCUCUCACCACCGCCUACCCCUCCCUCGACCCCAAAACGGCGACGUUCACCCACAACGACGGUCGUUCCGUCAACCUCCUCCAGGCCGAGGGCACCGUCCCCAUGUCGUUUCAAGGCGUCACCUACAACAUCCCCGUCAUCAUCUGGCUCAUGGAGUCCUACCCCCGCCAGCCGCCCGUCGUCUACGUCAACCCCACGCGCGACAUGAUCAUCAAGCGCCCUCACGCCCACGUUACUCCCUCUGGUUUGGUCUCAAUCCCUUACCUGCACAAUUGGGUCUACCCGAGCUCCAAUCUUGUCGAUCUCGCCAAGAAUCUCAGCGCUGUCUUUGGUCAAGACCCGCCUCUGUUCUCUCAGCGCAGGCCCAAUCCCAAUCCAAAUCCUAACCCUAACCCUAAUCUGGGUCAUUCCUCCUCGGCGAUUUCGAAUUCGGGUUAUUCCAGCUAUUCGGGCUAUUCGGGAUCUUCAGGCUCGGUUACUCCUGCCCGCCCCGCGAUCCCCCCGAGGGCCUACCCGCCGUCCCCGUAUGGAAGCAGCGGGUCGUUUUCUCGGGUUCAGACCGAGGAUCCGAACGAGGUUUUCAAGCGAAAUGCGAUCAGUAAGCUUGUGGAGAUCGUGCACGGCGAUGUGGCCGGGUUAAGGAAGACGAGGGAGGCAGAAAUGGAAGGCUUGUUCAAUGCGCAGGCCGAGCUGAGGCAGCGGUCUGAGCAGCUUAGCAAAGGUUUGAAGGAGAUGGGGGACGAGAAGGAGGGUUUGGAGCAGCAAUUGCAAAUGGUGUUGAUGAAUUCAGACGUUUUGGAGGGGUGGCUGAGAGAGAAUGAGGGGAAACCUAGGGGCAGGUUGAAUGGUGUUGAUGUGGACGAUGCAUUCGAAUGCGUAGACGUGCUGUCGAAGCAAAUGUUGGAUUGUACGGCCUCUGAUUUGGCUAUAGAAGAUGUUGUGUAUUCCUUAGAUAAGGCAUUGCAAGAUGGGGCAAUACCCGUUGAUGAGUACUUAAAGAAUGUGAGGUCUUUGUCACGCAAGCAGUUCUAUGAUCGCGCUACGGCAGCGAAAGUCAGGGCUGUCCAAAUGCAAUCACAGGUUGCAAAUAUGGCGUCUAGGCUUUCACAUUAUGUUGCCUCAUAGUAUAUUCCUGGUUGUGAGUGUUGGUGGAUCGACUGGCUGCAUAUUCGGGCUCCAUUUCUCCACCGCAUCAGUCAAUCAGUGGAUCAGUAUAAUAGAAAUGAUAUAGUUUCUGGUUAUAUUCCUGUAAAAAAAUAUGUCAAUGGUUUAUUUUCUAUUUUUUCUGUAUUGUUUUUUCACAAUUUUUCUUUAGAGACGGUUUCUCUGGGAAAUGUGUUGUUCAAUAAGUAUGAUAUGAAAACUCAUUUUUGCUCCAGAUUUAUAUAAGAAUAUCAGAUAUAGU